This is a messenger RNA of Cottoperca gobio, 5023 nucleotides long. It is a transcript of the gene sort1b, whose product is annotated as sortilin 1b. Gene Ontology annotation, molecular function: protein binding. Gene Ontology annotation, biological process: endocytosis; vesicle organization; Golgi to endosome transport. The transcript has 20 exons. The record is from RefSeq and is a predicted model, not a curated record. Lineage: Eukaryota; Metazoa; Chordata; Actinopteri; Perciformes; Bovichtidae. Gene Ontology annotation, cellular component: Golgi apparatus; membrane. The coding region runs from base 355 to 2820 and encodes 821 amino acids.
CCACAACCCGCAGACACAAUUUGCUUGUUCGUUACAGUGUGGUUUAGGAGUUGCUGCUCGAAUAAUUGGUGUAAAACACUCCGGUUAAUUUUCAAAAUUUCGAUUUUUAUUUCUGUUUUGAUUUUGUUUCUGCUGCUGCGCGGGGAAAUAGUCGGAGCUUUGAGGGCGCUCCGUGUUUUCAAAGCCCGAAAUAAUCGCUGUCAGGAGGACUACUGUAUUGUUGAUGUCAUCCGCGGCAGAGCUGUAGCGACCUUCAAUUUCCAGGCAAGACCAGGAUAAACAAAGACUAGUUUUUGGGUGGUUUUUUUUCUGUCUUUGUUUUUGUUUUAUUUGCCAGUGACACCAGAAGCGAGGAUGGGACUUUUGCUGCCCUGUAUCCUGCUGCUAUCUGUUUCCACUUUCACCGCCGGUUUAGAUUCUCAGCAAGGAUUCAAACCCUUUGGACAGUCGCUUUUUUUGAGGCAGUCAAACAUUGAAGAGAAAGCGGCGAACAUCGUAAAGAGGUCUCUGCCUGCAUGGCUGGCUGCAUCACCAAACCACAAGAUAAAACGAAGAAGCGCCGAGCAGGGCGACUCCUGCAAAGCAAUUCAACGAUAUGACACCAAGUUAGCAGACAACACCCACAGUUAUACCUUCAAUGACCUGAGUGGGUCAGUGUCCCUGGCCUGGGUUGGAGAUGGCACAGGGGUCAUCCUGGCUUUGACGACUUUUCAGGUGCCCUUCUUCAUGAUAAGACUUGGACAGUCCAAACUCUAUCGAAGUGAGAACUACGGAAAAUCAUUCGAGGAUGUGACCGGACUCAUCAACAACACUUUCAUCAGAUCAGAGUUUGGCAUUGCUAUCGGGAGCAAUGGGAGAGUGAUCCUGACAGGAGAAGUGUCCGGGGGUCUCGGGUCUCGGAUCUUUGUCUCAGAAGACUUCGGAAAGAGUUUCACCCCCCGAGACCUGCCCUUCAUCCCCCUGAUGCAGAUCACAUACAACCCGGAAAAUUCCAAUGCACUGCUGGUCCUCAGCAACAGCAAUGAGCUCUGGCUGUCUGAUGAUUUUGGCAGUAACUGGAAAAAGAUCCACGAUAUGGUGUGUCUAGUGAAAUGGGGAAGGAAAAAUACCAUGUUCUUUACAUCCAGCCACAACGGAUCCUGCAUUGAUCGGGGAAUGCUGAAUCUGAGGAGGUCAACCGACUACGGUAAAACCAUCAAGACUGUUGCCAGGAAGAUCUACUCCUUCGGCCUGGGUGGACGCUUCCUCUUCGCCUCUGUGAUGACAGGCAAGGGCACUCUGAGGAUGAUCCAUGUGUCAGUGGACCAGGGUGAGACGUGGAACAUGGCCCAGCUGCCCCCUGUUGGUCACGAGCAGUUCUACUCCAUCCUGUCAGCGAACGAUGAAAUGGUCUUCAUGCAUGUCGACGAGCCUGGAGAUACAGGAUUUGGAACCAUUUAUGUAUCAGAUGACCGUGGCACUGUGUACUCCAAAUCAUUGGAGCGCCACCUUUACACCACCACGGGGGGCGAUACAGACUUCACUAACGUCACCUCACUGCGAGGAGUUUUUGUCACCAGCGUCCUGGCAGAAGAUAACUCUGUGCAGUCUGUGGUGUCCUUUGAUCAGGGAGGGGAAUGGGUUCCCCUGAGGAAACCUGCCAACAGCAAGUGUGAUGCUACAGCCAAAGACCCAGACAAGUGCAGUCUCCACAUCCACGCAGCCUACAGCACUGCCAUGAAGCUGAACAUCCCCAUGCUGCCUCUGACCGAACCAAACGCUGUGGGUCUCAUCUUAGCUCACGGGAGUGUUGGGGAUGCCAUCUCAGUGAUGAAGCCUGAUGUGUAUGUGUCUGAUGAUGGGGGGUACACCUGGAUAAAGGCCCUUGAUGGUCCCCAUUACUACGCUAUUCUGGACUCUGGAGGGCUGCUGGUCGCCGUGGAGCACAGCCCCACUCAACCUAUCAACAAGAUCAAAUUUUCUACUGAUGAAGGACAGUGCUGGGGUGUUUACACCUUCGACGAAAAACCCAUCUACUUUACUGGGCUGGCAUCAGAGCCGGGAGCUCGCUCCAUGAACGUCAGUAUCUGGGGCUACAGAGACGCCAUCCUCAGCCAGUACUGGGUCUCCAUCACCAUUGACUUCAGGGAGCUUCUCACCAGAGACUGUGGUGAUAAUGACUAUGUGCAGUGGUUGGCCCACUCUGAUGACAUCAGUGACCCCAAAGACGGUUGCAUGCUGGGCUACAAAGAGAAGUUCCUGCGUCUCAGGAAGGACUCUGUUUGUUGGAACGGACGAGAUUACGAGGUCAACACCCAGCCAACCCCGUGUCUGUGCACCCUGGAUGACUUCCUGUGUGACUUUGGAUACUACCGUCAAGAGAACAGCUCGGAGUGUGUGGAGCAGCCGGACCUGAAAGGCAAAGUGCUUGAGUUCUGUCUGCACGGCAAAGAGGAACAACUGCAGACCAGUGGCUAUAGGAAAAUCCCUGGAGACAAAUGUGAGGGGGGGAAGAUGCCCGAGCGUAAAGAGAUCGACCUCAGUAAGAGGUGUGUGAGUGACCUGGUCGGCCCUGAAUUUCUGGUGGACAGUCGCUCCUCCAAGUCUGUAACCAUUGUGGUAACAGUCAUCAUCAUCAUGCUGCUGAGCAUUGCAGCUGGAGUCGUCUUUGUCAAGAAAUAUGUCUGUGGUGGCAGGUUCUUGGUUCACAGGUACUCGGUGCUGCAGCAGCAUGUUGAGGACAAUGCCGUUGACGGGAUGGACGACCCGCUGGAGACCAACCACACUCAGAAUGGCAAGAUAGAGUUUCAUGACGACUCAGAUGAGGACCUGCUGGAAUAGCAGGCUCAGCCUGUCAUGCCACUGAGCAACAGGUUUCCUGUUCCAGCUGCUGCUCCUGUCACUCUUUUGUCUCGAGCUACUUCUUCCUUUCACCUUCUAGUAUGAAGUUUGGCCUCAGCUACCACAUGAAAAGUCUGCGUCACUCUGCUGUCAUCUAUGAAGUAUAAUGAAUGUACGGAGGCUUCCUGGGACUAAUGCCACAGUGGAGGAGGAAGGAGGUCUGGUAGUGUUGUGCUUCAGUUAUUGAUUCUGUUGAUUGAGUUUGAGUCUCCAACUUAUUUAUUUUAAGAAUGAAGGACUGAUUCAGUCAUUUGAACUGCUGACAGAGCCACAGUAAUGGGCUUUGAAGCAAAGCUAGUUGUAUAAAUCCACCAUCAUUGCAUUACGGGUCCUGCUCCUCCCAUCUCCUGGGAGCUCUCCUGGAAAUACUUCUCACUUCUGUUGAAGAUAUGUGUGCUUUUUCUCAUGCACUUGUACAUAAAUCAGUUUUUUCUUUGCCAUUUUUGACAAUUUGGUAGGUGUUAAAAAGGUUGCUGUUGGUAGCUGGUUAAUAACUCUCCCAAACCAUUUAAUCCCUACUUUUAAUAAGGUAUUUGUCGGUCCAAAGGUGUGCCCCGGACGUCCAGGAGUAUGUAAAUGUGAGGUUUUUGAGCUUUCUCCUCUCUGGGCACUGAUUUGUGAAAUCCCCUGUUUGUAGUCUAGAUUUGGAAAACAAAGCCAGCAUACUUUUCCUCCGCGGCAUUUAGAACCACGGUUGACGUAAUAAGACAGAAAUGUCCAUUGGCAUUAGGUUUGAUAGCAAUAACAAUAUUUGGACGUACGUUAAAUAAUCCUAUUGGCACAAUAUUUCUAAUGUAUCUCCUUUUGAUCAAUGGAGAUGUCACUGCGUAAAACACAUUACGCAUCAAUGUAUAGGGGGGUAAAGUGUCUGUUUCAAGACAGGAUUUGUUCAAAACUGUAUGUCUGCAGUUGUAACUGCCUAAAGCACAAGGUCCUUUGUAUGCUUAGAGUUUGUAAUUUAACAGUUUUCCUAAAUGUGACCUAAUGAUUAACGUGAUAACUGUAAUAAUCACUGUAGUCAUACACAAGUCUCGUUUAUAAUCAUUUGAGCAGUUUUUGUACUUGCAAACUUUUGAACUUAUGUAACAAAUUGUGGUUCAAAGAUGUUCAGAAAUGACUGAAAUGCUGAAAUGAUUGAGAAUAAUUAUAGUUUGAUAGUAAAUAUCUACAGAUAUUUUUUACAUCAGAUUCAGAUAACUGAAUACAUCCAUAUGAUUUGGCAUAGGAGCAAUAAGAAAAAAACAUUCAACUAUGUAAAUGUUGUAUAGAAUAAUGAACACUUAUUAGAGUUAAUGGACAUGGUUGUGUUUUUUAUUAGUAUUUGCAUCUGAGGUGGAGCAAAUUCACCUUACAAAUUACAAGAUUAUUGAAAGUUUCUCAUUUCACAGUUAACUGCUGCUAUUUGUAAUCAUCCUGAUACCACUGUCUAUCACUUCAAGUCUUACAGGGUUUCCUUUUUUUCUUCUUUUGAACAUUUUUUGCACAAUUAUUUGUCUGUCUUGUGUUAAACACAUUGCUUUCAUGCAGGUUUUAUUUAUUUGUGACUUGCAGGUUCAGAGUGCAGUAAAUUAGAUGUGGUUAUACAAGUGCCUGGUGUUAGGAUAUGAUGCAUCUAUUUACUGAUUAUUAUUUAUAUCACCUAAUGUGUACCCAGUUCCAUCCAGUAUGUCAGUGACACCCCGAAGUUGCACUUGUUGGCUAAGUUGAGUCCUUAAGCAAUGACAGACAUGCGCGUUUCAUACGAGCUCCCAUUGAUCUGCAUGUUAACUCUCGAUAUUUAAAUCCACAGAGCUUUGUAAAGAAAAUGGCCUACAAUAACCUGGUUAUUCUCUCUUUCAUGUCUUGGCACAAUACAUCAUUCUGAGUGAAACUUUGACUAGUCAACUCAAUGUUAAAAAAAACACACAGAGAGGAUACAGGGUUAUUUUGUAGCUGCUAUACACUGAGAGACACUGAGUAAGUUAUUUUAUGAUGGUUUAUUGCAUUCAUUUUUCUUACGGUUUAUAACUGCUGUAUAAAUUAAUAAGUCAUUGUGAUGGUUCUGUAAAUAUACAAGAUUACAUCUUUGUAUCUGCUAUCUUUCUCUUCUGUAUAUUUGAGGCAAUUAUGCUUUGGUUUGCAAAUAAAUUCAUAUGUUCCUCUA